UUAUUCAAAAAAUAGAAUAAUUCUUAUAUCUCUUGACUUCUAAGAGCUGGAAAGGAGACAUCUAGACACCUCCUUGCUUUGAGGAAUGGACAGAAGAAUCCCAUAACAAUCAUCUCCAUUAUCUUCUGCAAUGUCUUCUUCCAUCUGUUGCUAGGAAGACGUGGAUGCUGAAGUCAUUUCUUCAUCCAGGUAAUUGAGGUCAAGAAGUUGUAAGACCUUUUUCCAGAUCUGCUUUAGAAGAGUAUGAGCUAGAAUGCUCAAUUAAAGACUUAAGUUUUUGAGCCUUGAAGAGAGUAUUUGAUGUCGGUAGAGAUGAUUUAUCUUUACGAGUUCUUUCAUUCGUGAUUCUUCUGGCCUAAAAGGAAUGAGGCUUCAGGUGUUCUUGAUUAAACUUGCCCACCAAUGAACAUAAAUCGUUCUCUCUAGCUGAGGAACAUAGCUCCAAGCGUCAUCAUAAUCUUCAUCGAAAUCAUGGGACCAUUUCAGGAUCUAAGAGAGUUCAUAAAUCAUCAUGGAAAAUUUGCGAAGGAACCCAGCUGGGUUAGCUAUUUUCUGCAGCUUCAAGUUCGGAAGCAUAGGGAUGCUUGCAACGUGAAGUGGCUAAGGCUGCGAGGCGAAGACGUAGAGCUCAUACCCGAACAAGCUUUAGUUCCACUGAAACCUAAGGAUCUCCAGAUUGCUAAGAGCCUGGAGAACUACAGAGCAGAGCUGACAUUGAUGGUUGAGAGUGGGCAGAGAGCAGAGAUUGAAGCUCUGUAUUCUCAUGGUUAUGAUUACCUGGGCAAGUUCAUAGCAAGAAAGCCCAAAAUUAUCAUUGUAACUCGACACUUGUAGCCAUGUAAAGUGUAGGCUUUGGGUUGCAUUGUAGC
Malus domestica (apple) is the source of this 869-nucleotide messenger RNA. The record is from RefSeq and is a predicted model, not a curated record. Lineage: Eukaryota; Viridiplantae; Streptophyta; Magnoliopsida; Rosales; Rosaceae.